Messenger RNA from Drosophila guanche, 1016 nucleotides. RefSeq lists its product as uncharacterized. The record is from RefSeq and is a predicted model, not a curated record. NCBI's taxonomy places the organism in Eukaryota, Metazoa, Arthropoda, Insecta, Diptera, Drosophilidae. The transcript has 2 exons. The coding region runs from base 67 to 798 and encodes 243 amino acids.
ACAUUUAAACAUCGCUAAGAACGACGCUAGUCAAAAAAACAACAGAAACAAAAUAAAAUAGUAAUAAUGGUUACAAGAGUUUGUAGUUACAAGAACUGUGAGAAUUACUAUCUUGUAAACGACAGCACCUCAACAACAGUCUUCGCUCCACCCAAGCAACCUGAGCGUGCCGAAAUCUGGCGCAAAAAUGGACAUGUUCACCCAAAGAUUCCGCCCCACAAAAUGUUCAUGUGCUUCGAACACUUUGAUACGAAAUAUAUAUCUUCGAACAAGAAUCGUAAGAUACUAUUAGGCGAGGCGGUGCCGUAUCCCUACGAAGGUUCACCUGAGCCGGAGGAGGAGGAGGAGGAGGCUCUUGAACAAGUGGCGUCCACAUCCUCGCAUGAGAGUUACCUUAUAAAUCUGAUGGACAGCGAUGAGUUGAGCAUCAACAAUGUUGAGUCCACCACAGGCAAUUCCAAGCGCAUGGCAACAAAGCCCAGGACUUAUAAGAAUGGGAUUGAAAUUAGUCUUGUGCCGCCUUGCAACAAACGCUCGAGAACGAUCUCCACGGAAGACACUAUUGAGGUAAUACAACUUUGCGAGCCCACUACAAAGCAGGAGGCAGCUGCACCCGAAGACCAGGCAAUAGACGCCACAGAGGUCUCUACAUUCAUCUUCAAAGGCGAAGAAUAUGUUCAAAUGUCCAAGGCCUAUUAUAUGCGCGAAAAGCGAGAAAUUGAAGAGCAGCUGAAGCAAUAUAAGACCAUCCUCAGGAAUAUUAAAGAAUAUUUCCAAGAUGAAUCCCUAGACAUAUAAAGUGAUUUUUGUAUGUUUAAUCCAUGUGCCACCAAAACCCAUUAGAAAGGAGAAGGCACGUUGUGAGACGCUUCGUGCGCGUCACAACUUUUAUACCCGGUACUCUGUUAUUAAUAGGAAUUUAAUAAUAUAAUAGUUAGUUAAAUAGUAAUCUAAAUAUGUAUGUAUGUACAUUGAUAUGUAUGGCUGGCAGAAAUAACAAUUUUGGUAGCAACAAA